AUGGAUAUUCGUGUUCUUCAAAGCCAGCCCGCCCAGAAGGUCGCGUUUAAAGACUCUUCCACGGCUCGUGUGGGUAAUAAACUUGUUCGCAAUAAGCCACCCACCCAGCCCUCUGCUAUGCGACCCAGGCGUAAUUCAGACGCUCCGCGCCUUCCGACUUUGCUGCCGCCCCCAGGGCAGCAGCAGCAGCCGUCGCCGCUACCACGCCGACAGCCCGUCCCGUUGAUGCCUCCCGCGCAGCUUCAUCCGGGAGCGCCCCAGGUGGUCGCUCCGGCGCCUGCGGUCCCUCUUCAGUCGCCACCGCCUUCGGAGCUGAUGGACGUCGACCCCUCAGCCGGGCCGCCUUCCCAAGCGGUGGCUGUGCAGCCUGUCCUGCAGCCGCUUUCCUUGGGCACCCCCAAGGAGUCUGACACCACAGCGCCUUGUCCGGCGCCCACUCAGCAGCCGUCGACGCAGCGUCAGGAGACGCUGCAUCUCUUCGUGGGUCCCGACGCCCCGCGUACGUCGAGUUUUACCCCAAUAUUUGGUGGUUCGGCGAGUGAAACGGACUCGCUGACGGCGGCCAGUUACAUAAAGUUGCCGGCGCUCGGAACACCCCCGUGCCUGCCCAACAGCUGGUGGGCCAAUCAAGUCGCCGGCGCGUCUGGUGCUGUUCCCGCGGCCGCCGCCGCUUUCUUCAGCAGAUAG
Molecule: messenger RNA, 687 nt
Organism: Schistocerca serialis cubense
Lineage: Eukaryota; Metazoa; Arthropoda; Insecta; Orthoptera; Acrididae
Exons: 3
Coding region: 1-687 (228 amino acids)
Source: RefSeq, a predicted model, not a curated record